UUUGUUUUGUUUUUGUGUGUGCAGAAAUGUGCCCUAAUCCACAAACCCUCUUAAUUUGUUUUCCCCUCUGUUAAAAAAAUAAAGGAAAGAAAAAUAAAUAAAAAAUAAAAAGAAUAAAAGGAGGAGGAGAGGUUUUAGCUGGCUAGGGUUUUAGAGAUCUCUGUAAUUUCUAUUUCUUUCAUCUUCUCUCGCCACUCUUUCCAAUCCGACUGCAAAUACAAGAAGAAGAAGAAGAAGAAGCAGCAGCAGCAGCGCUGAAAGAAGAAAGAGAAAUCCAGUUAUCAGAAAUCGAAGAGGAGAGAGAAAGGAAUGGACAGAUAUCAGAGAGUGGAGAAGCCGAGGCCGGAAACUGCGAUUAAUGAGAACGAGAUCCGAAUCACCACACAAGGCCUCAUUAGGAAUUACAUCAGCUAUGCUACCUCCCUCCUUCAGGAGAAACGGGUAAGAGAGAUUGUUCUCAAGGCAAUGGGCCAGGCAAUCAGCAAGACAGUGGCCAUUGCUGAAAUUAUAAAGAAGAGGAUUCCUGGUUUGCAUCAAGAUACCACCAUCAGUUCAACGAGCAUAACUGAUGUAUGGGAACCCAUAGAAGAGGGCCUAGUACCUUUGGAGAUGACUCGCCAUGUUUCAAUGAUUUCAAUCUCCUUGUCAACCAGAGAGCAAAACAAGAAUUCUCCUGGGUACCAAGCUCCAUCAUAUACAGAGCAGCCAAAGCAACAAUAUCAAUAUCAACAGCAGCAGCACCCGCAACAACAGCAUCAACCCAAGCAAGCACCUGCUCCAGCCGCAGGUGGUAAUGAAGAUUCAUAUGGCCGAGGGCGGGGCCGAGGUAGAGGAAGAGGAAGGGGUUGGGGCAGAGGAGGAUAUGGCUACAAUCAAGGAUAUGGCUAUAAUCAGGGAUACAACAAAAAUCAAGGAUAUGGCAACAACCAGGGAUAUGGAAGCAACCAGGGAUACGGCAGCAACCAGGGUUAUGGCAAUAAUCAGGGAUAUGGCAACUAUCAAGAGAAUGGUGGGUGGAAUUGGAAUCGAGGUGGAGGCGGACGAGGUAGAGGCUGGGGUCCUCGUGGUGGUGGAUAUGAAAGAGGAAGAGGGGGAGGUGGUGGGAGAGGCUAUGGUCGGGGCAGGGGAAGAAUGGGCGGCGGACGUGGGAGGGGCAACCAGGCCUAAGAAGGAGAAGAAGAGGGGGUGUUUGGUAAUACUUGCUUGGUUUGUAAUAGGGGAAAUAGAGAGAGAUAUUCAGAAGACUGUUUUUUGAGCAUCAACUAUGCUUUAUUUUCAAGUGAGUUGAAGUUCUUUCUCUAUUAUACAUGGGAUGUGAGCAGGCUUUGUUGUUUUGUUUUUCACUCUCCUUGCCUGAAAGAGUGGUAAGCUAGGGCUUUUCUGUAAUUCAUUCCAUAUGUUCUUUCUUUCUUUCUUACAGUCAGUCCUACUCCCUGCCCCCUCUUUGUAUCUAUAUCCAUUUUUCAUAGUGUGUAUACCUUUGGAACUUUUUUGUCU
Molecule: messenger RNA, 1497 nt
Organism: Magnolia sinica
Lineage: Eukaryota; Viridiplantae; Streptophyta; Magnoliopsida; Magnoliales; Magnoliaceae
Exons: 8
Coding region: 310-1167 (285 amino acids)
Molecular function (GO): RNA binding
Source: RefSeq, a predicted model, not a curated record